This is a messenger RNA of Pyrus x bretschneideri (Chinese white pear), 1881 nucleotides long. RefSeq names its product tubulin gamma-1 chain-like. Gene Ontology annotation, biological process: meiotic spindle organization; microtubule nucleation; mitotic spindle organization. Lineage: Eukaryota; Viridiplantae; Streptophyta; Magnoliopsida; Rosales; Rosaceae. The transcript is spliced from 12 exons. Bases 93 to 1517 code for a protein of 474 amino acids. The record is from RefSeq and is a predicted model, not a curated record. Gene Ontology annotation, cellular component: gamma-tubulin complex; microtubule; centrosome. Gene Ontology annotation, molecular function: structural constituent of cytoskeleton; GTP binding.
UGAAUUGCCAACGAAAGGCGCGACCGUGAAGUAGCGAACAGUUGAUAACACUCUCCUGAGAAACCCUAGUCUUCCCGAGAAAGUGAGGGAAAAUGCCGCGAGAGAUCAUCACGUUGCAGGUGGGACAAUGCGGUAACCAGAUCGGAAUGGAGUUCUGGAAGCAGCUCUGCCUCGAGCACGGCAUCAGCAAGGAAGGCAUUCUCGAGGACUUUGCCACUCAGGGAGGUGACCGGAAGGAUGUGUUUUUCUACCAAGCUGAUGAUCAGCAGUACAUUCCACGAGCUUUGUUGAUUGAUCUGGAGCCCAGAGUGAUUAAUGGGAUUCAAAACAGUGAAUACAGGAAUUUAUACAAUCAUGAAAACAUCUUUGUUUCAGAACAUGGUGGCGGUGCAGGAAAUAAUUGGGCCAGUGGAUAUGAUCAGGGAAAGGGUGUUGAAGAGGCUAUAAUGGACAUGAUUGAUAGAGAAGCAGAUGGGAGUGAUAGUCUUGAAGGAUUUGUUCUGUGCCAUUCAAUUGCUGGAGGAACAGGCUCAGGUAUGGGUUCCUAUCUGUUGGAGACAUUGAAUGAUAGAUACAGCAAAAAACUGGUGCAGACAUACAGUGUCUUUCCUAACCAGAUGGAAACAAGUGAUGUCGUGGUCCAGCCGUAUAACUCACUUUUGACGCUUAAGCGACUGACGCUUAAUGCAGACUGUGUUGUGGUCCUUGACAACACUGCAUUGAACAGAAUUGCUGUUGAGCGCCUUCAUCUAACAAAUCCCACCUUUGCCCAAACAAAUUCUUUGGUUUCUACUGUAAUGUCUGCCAGUACAACUACUCUGAGGUAUCCAGGGUACAUGAACAAUGACUUGGUUGGUCUGCUUGCGUCUUUAAUUCCAACACCAAGAUGUCAUUUUCUAAUGACAGGAUAUACACCGCUCACAGUUGAGUGCCAGGCUAAUGUGAUUCGCAAAACCACUGUACUUGAUGUUAUGAGAAGACUUCUGCAGACGAAAAACAUCAUGGUUUCCUCGUAUGCUCGAACAAAAGAAGCUAGUCAAGCAAAAUACAUUUCAAUUUUAAACAUCAUCCAAGGAGAAAUGGAACCUACUCAGGUUCAUGAAAGCUUGCAGAGGAUACGUGAAAGAAAGCUUGUUAACUUUAUUGAAUGGGGCCCCGCAAGCAUUCAGGUUGCUUUGUCUAGAAAAUCUCCAUAUGUGCAGACUGCUCAUAGGGUCAGUGGUCUUAUGCUGGCAAGCCAUACUAGUAUUCGCCACCUCUUCAGUAAGUGUCUGAGCCAGUACUCUUUGUUACGGAAGAAGCAAGCCUUUCUUGACAACUAUCGGAAGUUUCCAAUGUUUGCUGACAAUGAUCUUUCGGAGUUUGACGAAUCAAGAGAAAUACUUGAGAGUUUGGUUGAUGAAUAUAAGGCCUGUGAGUCCCCAGAUUACAUCAAAUGGGGAAUGGAGGAUCGAGACCAAGUUCUUACAGGAGAGGGCAAUGCAUCAGGAACAGUCGACCUGAAAUUGGCAGCAUGAACAAAUCAGGAUUGAAAUAGACUGCUGCAGUUGAAGUGCGGGUGCCAGAAAGUACAUUUGGAGGGAGCAUUGUACAGUAUGGAUUACAUUUUGUGUCUGGAGUGAAUUGGUUUGUAAAACUAUAAUGUAUUAUUUUUGUGGGUGUUUCGUUUUUGCUUGGUCUGCCUGGAAAUGUUGGAAAUCUAGGUCACCAAUUUUGUAGCUGUAUUACUAGAUUACUCUCUUCCAUAAUUUCUACCGUUCUCAAGCCGAAACCACCGUCUGCUUGGAGUACAGUUCCAUUGACCAUUGUAUAGCCUUGUAAGAGGAGAAAAUCUGUCAUAUUACCGAUCUUGUAGAAUAACGAGUAUGUCACUCUUAUCAA